Messenger RNA from Auxenochlorella protothecoides, 1530 nucleotides. RefSeq names its product Phosphoribosylaminoimidazole carboxylase. Gene Ontology annotation, biological process: 'de novo' IMP biosynthetic process. Lineage: Eukaryota; Viridiplantae; Chlorophyta; Trebouxiophyceae; Chlorellales; Chlorellaceae. Bases 1 to 1530 code for a protein of 509 amino acids. The transcript has 6 exons. Gene Ontology annotation, molecular function: metal ion binding; phosphoribosylaminoimidazole carboxylase activity; ATP binding. The record is from RefSeq and is a predicted model, not a curated record.
AUGAUGAUGGCUGAGGCAGGGGCGACCAUUGACCUGGCACUCAAGGUCCUGGAACCCACCCCGUCCUGCCCCGCCUCUUCCGUGGCAGAGCAGGUCCUCGGCAGCUUCACCGACCCCGCCGCCAUCCGGGAGUUUGCCAAGUCGGUCGACCUGCUGACCGUGGAGAUCGAGCACGUGGAUGCCAACGCGCUGGAGGAGGCCGCGCGCGAGGCGGGCAUAGAGGUGCACCCCUCCCCCUCCGUCCUGCGCGUCAUCCAGGACAAGUGGGCGCAGAAGGAGCACUUUGCGGCGGCAGGCGUGCCCUGCGCCCCCGCCGCCGCCAUCGCCAGCGAGGCCGACCUGGCCCGCUUCGGCGCGGCCCACGGCUACCCCUUCAUGCUCAAGGCGCGGCGCCUGGCCUACGACGGGCGCGGCAACGCGGUGGUGAGCGACCCUGCGGGCGCGGCCGCCGCGCUGUCCGCGCUGGGCGGCCUGGGCCAGGGCCUGUACGCGGAGGCCUGGGUGCCCUUCCGCGCCGAGCUGGCGGUGAUGGUGGCGCAGGGGCGCGACGGUGCGCUCCGCGCUUUCCCCGUCACCCAGACCCUGCACCGCGACAGCAUCUGCGUGGUCACCGAGACCCCGGCUCUGAUCGACCCCGGGCUGGCGCGCGAAGCGGAGCGCGUCGCGCUCGCCGCGGUGGCCAGCCUCCCCGGCGCCGGGGUCUACGGCGUGGAGAUGUUUGUCACACCCCGCCUCCUGCUCAACGAGGUGGCCCCCCGCCCGCACAACUCGGGGCACUACACCAUCGAGGCCUGCGCCACCUCGCAGUACCUGGCGCACCUCCAGGCGGUGACGGGGCAGCGCGUGGGCGACACCUCCCUCACCGCCGGCGCCGCCAUCAUGGUCAACGUGCUGGGCGACGGCGCGGGCCAGGCAGCCAACGCCGAGCGCAUCGCUGCGCUGCGGACCCGCGCGGCGGCCGAGCCGCGCUGCGCGCUGCACUGGUACGGCAAGGCCGAGUUCAAGGCCAAGCGCAAGCUGGGCCACUUCACCAUAGUCGCCGACGAUCGGCGCGAGGCGCGGGCAGCGCUCGAGCGCGUGCUCGCCGACUUUGGCGUGGGAGUGGAGGUGGAGAUCGUGUCGGCGCACCGCACCCCAGCCCUCAUGGCCGAGUACGCGGGCGGGGCUGCGGCUCGUGGCGUGCAGGUGAUCAUCGCCGGGGCAGGGGGGGCGGCCCACCUGCCGGGCAUGCUGGCCGCCAUGACCCCGCUGCCGGUGAUCGGCGUGCCGGUCGUGCCGGCGGGCGCGCGCCUGGACGGCGUGGACGCCCUGCUUUCCAUCUGCCAGAUGCCCAAGGGCGUGCCGGUGGCAACGGUGGCCAUCGGCAACGCGGCCAACGCCGGGCUGCUGGCCGCCCGCAUCCUGGGCGUGGCAGACCCCGAGAUCCAGGCCAGGAUGGUGGAGUACCAGCGCGGCAUGACCGACAUGGUGAUGGCCAAGCGGGAAGCCAUGGCCGCCCAGGGCUGGGACGCUUACACACCGCCCAGCUAG